AUGUCUGGUGUCAAGCGCUACCCUCCAAAACGACUCAUUGUCUGCUGUGAUGGCACCUGGCAGGAUUCGCUCGCCGACGAGGCCCAACCGCCGUCAAACCUCACUCGCUUCAGCAGAGCGUUGAGCCGCCUCGCCAUUGUCGAUGGCGAGGACGGCCAACAACACGAGAUCCCUCAGAUCGUCUACUACCAGAAGGGCGUGGGAACUAGUCUCGGAGACAAAUACUGGGGCGGCGUGGCCGGGCUGGGCGUCAGCGCCAACGUGCGAGCUGCGUACGGCUUCCUGGCCGACAACUACAACGACGGCGACAAGAUCUAUUUUUUUGGCUUUUCGCGCGGCGCGUACACUGCCCGUGCCGUCGCCGGGCUCGUCUGCCAAUGGGGUCUGCUGACCCCGCGCGGCAUGGAUAACUUUGCGCUUGUGUAUGAUGAUUUCUACAACCACAAAGUCGAGGGAUACAAUGCGGAGCAACGCAAACGGAUGGGGUUCCGCGACCCUUUGCCGCGGUUCACAGUCGAGAUCAUCGGGGUGUGGGAUACGGUUGGGUUCCAGAAGGCGUGGCUGGGCCGGGACUCGGGCGAGAAGCUGGAGCUGCGGAAUACAAUACUGCAGGAUAAUGUGCGCUGUGCGUACCAUGCGCUGUCACUGGACGAGGAGCGCACGGCGUUUCAGCCGAUCGUGUGGCAUAUCCCGCACAAGAACGAGGGACAGGAGAUGCUCCAGGUGUGGUUUUCCGGUGUGCAUACGGAUGUCGGCGGUGGAGACGAGAAUCCCCGGCUGUCGAACAUCACUCUGGCAUGGAUGAUUGCGCAGUGCAUGAAGCAUAGGCAGCUGAGCUUUGACAUCGAAGAGUAUCUGUUCGACGAUCCCCCGCAACCAGAGGAAAGCGAGAUGUCUCCUUGGGCGACGAGCCUGGGGAAACUCGACCACAGCAGUAUAGUACGAACCUUACAGGGUAAGCUGGGAGGAAGAUCAACUCGCAAGCCGAUGGGGUAUAACCCGGCGGGUCAGGAGUCCGAUAUCACGAACGAAUUCAUUCAUGAAUCUGUCCGGGAUCGCAAUCUCGCCAAGUGGCCAUGCGCCGCGCUCAAGGGACGUCACGAUGAGAAGAGCUGGAAUCUGACGUCUGGCAAGCAGAUCUCCGAAGUUCCUGCGUUGCAGAUGGAAAAGUAUAUGAAGGGUCGCAUUCGGACUGUGCAUGUCACUGAGGAAGAUUAA
Aspergillus fischeri NRRL 181 is the source of this 1218-nucleotide messenger RNA. Its product is annotated as T6SS phospholipase effector Tle1-like catalytic domain-containing protein. Lineage: Eukaryota; Fungi; Ascomycota; Eurotiomycetes; Eurotiales; Aspergillaceae. The transcript is spliced from 3 exons. Bases 1 to 1218 code for a protein of 405 amino acids. The record is from RefSeq and is a predicted model, not a curated record.